Messenger RNA from Mya arenaria, 2046 nucleotides. Its product is annotated as cadherin EGF LAG seven-pass G-type receptor fmi-1-like. The transcript has 16 exons. The record is from RefSeq and is a predicted model, not a curated record. Gene Ontology annotation, biological process: homophilic cell-cell adhesion; protein homooligomerization. Gene Ontology annotation, cellular component: plasma membrane; catenin complex. Lineage: Eukaryota; Metazoa; Mollusca; Bivalvia; Myida; Myidae. Gene Ontology annotation, molecular function: cadherin binding; calcium ion binding. The coding region runs from base 55 to 1917 and encodes 620 amino acids.
AACUGAACUUCACAUAGCGUGUGUAGUUGUUAGUUGUGCCAACAAAAGGACACAAUGAACAUCAUACAAAAAAUCGUAUUUGGAUUUACUGUAUUUCUGACCGUCUGUGAUAUUGCUUCGUCCGGCCCUCCCCCUAGCUAUAGUGCACAAUCUUAUGUGACAGUCGACGAAACAGUCCAGAUAAACACGGCCUUGUUUACGUUCAAUGUGACCGACGAUGGUGCAAGCAUCUCGGUAGAGCCCGCUGAUGACACAACCAGACGGUUUGUGACAGUGCAUGUAUCCGGUGGCCCGUCACCAUGGACUGUUACUGUCAGAAACAGCAUUCCCUUGGAUAAGGACAUAGCCACUGGAGGACAAAGCUCUAUUGGACUGAGGUUCAGCCUAUCAGACGCGGAUGGAAAUACGAUAGUCACCCGUAUUACAACGCUGUAUCUUACCGACGUUAAUGACAAUGCACCUGUAUUUCUCAACAAGCCAUAUACUUGGUACAUCUAUGAGAAACCAUACAACACUUCAACAUUCUACAAAAUUAACGCAACUGAUUUCGAUAGCAACAGAAAUGGGAGAAUUUCAUAUUUUAUGCAGCCAAAGACAAAUUCCCAACAUACUGCGAGCGAGUACUUGGACGCGUUUUCGAUUGAUAUCGUCUCUGGGAUGGUCCAUCUUCAGAAACCACUUGACUAUGAAACCAAUAACUUUUACCAAUUCACCAUCACCGCAAUGGAUGGAGGUUCACCCCCAUUAACAACUACGACAGACCUAAUCAUAUCAGUACGCGACGUUCAAGACACGGCGCCGUUUUUUACAGGCGGGCCAUACCAUGCCGAGGUACAGGAAGAAGUGCCGAGGGGCACGUACGUUCUAAGAGUAAAUGCAGUUGAUGGCGAUACAGGAAGCCCAAACAACAUUAUCUAUACAAUGUUGAAUAAUACAGGCGACAUCUGCGGCAAUAUGUUCACAAUCGACCAUGAUACGGGAAUGUUUGCAACCUCUUCGUUCAUCGAUAGAGAUUCUGGAAUUAUAAAAAACAACUCGGGGUUUUGCCGUUUCACUGUAUUGGCCACAGAGAACGGAAGUACAUCCAUUACACAAUACGGAAACACAUCGAUAACAACUGAUGUCAUUAUUAAAGUAUUGGACAUCAACGACAAUGCUCCAAUAUUCUCUCAGAAGUUUUAUACUGCAUAUAUACCCGACAAUUCGUCACCCGGAUCAGCAAUAACAGUUGCCAACGAAAUUAUUGUGAAAGACAAUGAUGAGGGAGAUAAUGCGAUGAUGAACAUAACACUGACCUACGCUGACACCGGAUAUCCAUGCCAAGACUUCUAUGUCGAUCAAACAACCAUUUUCGGUGAAGGAUCAAUUUGGAUACGAAUGUCAAAUCAUGCAAAUAUGUCGGAUCUACGCUUCUCAAAAACCAAACAGAUAGUGUUAUGGAUUACUGCGACUGGUCCUCCACCACUGCAGUUUGAAUCUUCUGCUCUUCUGAACAUAACGAUAACGCCUGGUGGAACGUACUUGUGUAAUGGUGGACAUACACAGAAUGUUGCUGUAUCGAGUACUUUCCCCAUAAAUACAACUCCGAUUACAACAUCUCCCUUGCCAGUUCCUGGAAACGGUGAGCAACAGAUUGUGUCCUUAAAUGUCGGCGGUUCAGUCUUUCAAACGUCACUUGCAACUAUUCAAAGAGUACCAGCCAACAGUGUUCUGAUGGCCACUCCCUCGUUCAUUGAUCGAGACCCCACCCACUUCCGUGUUAUCUUGGAUUACCUGAGAGACAAGGGGUCUUUCGAUGCUGGUCGGCUUCCCUCUCAUAUCCUGGACCUGCAUGAAAUAAUUGCGGAAGCGAUGUACUAUCAGCUUGAUGAGCUUGCGCACAUCUGUACGACUAAACUAACUGCAAUGAUUGCGUAAUCAAAAUCGACCAUUCGAUGAUUCGGUACUUCUUAUAGUACAGUAAAUGUAACUUUUCUGAUUAUUAGACUUUUAUGUAUUUUAUUAGAAAUAUAAAUUCAAUCACAAUUUGUUAAAUUUUCAGCACAU